This is a messenger RNA of Plodia interpunctella (Indianmeal moth), 1152 nucleotides long. RefSeq lists its product as uncharacterized. The record is from RefSeq and is a predicted model, not a curated record. NCBI's taxonomy places the organism in Eukaryota, Metazoa, Arthropoda, Insecta, Lepidoptera, Pyralidae. The transcript is spliced from 2 exons. The coding region runs from base 1 to 1152 and encodes 383 amino acids.
AUGGCGCAAACAGCUAGUGAGAAUAUUGCCAAACUUAUUAAAAAGAGAGGAAGCAUAAAAGCUAAGCUAACUCAUUUCGCAACAUAUUUUGAUUCAGCUAAAGGCUAUAAGGAGCUAAGCGAAGUCCAUGCCAAUGAGCUUCGAUUACGCCUUACGCGUGUCGAAAGCAUUAUCCAGGAAUUCGAUGAUUUGCAGACUGAGAUCGAAUCGCUCUCUGAAUCCCCUGAGGAGCAGUACGCAGCUCGAGAGAAGUUUGAGGCUCAGUACUACCAACUGACCGCGGCCGCCCGCACCUUGCUCGACACAGCCGGCGCUGGAGUGCGUCGAGGCGGGUCAGGUUCCGUGUCGAGCUUCGGCGACGCCAAAACAGGUGGGACUUGCAACCAUAACACGAGGUUUCAAUUGCCGAAAAUUAAUAUUCCUAAAUUUGAUGGUGCUUAUCAGAAUUGGCUCGAAUUUAGAGAUACGUUUAGUUCUUUAAUACAUACUAAUAAAGAUUUGGAUGAUAUUAGUAAAUUUCAUUAUUUGCGAGCUUCUUUAGUAGGAAGCGCCGCUAUAAUUAUACGAAAUAUUGACUUCACAAGUGAGAAUUAUAUAACCGCUUGGGAGUUAUUGUGUGCGCGCUAUGAUAAUUCUAGGCUAUUGGUGAAUAACCAUGUACAAGCAUUAUUUAAUAUAGGGUCAAUAACGAAAGAGUCGAGCAAGUCACUGCGUUAUUUGAUUGAUGUUACUAAUAAAAAUAUUAGGGCUCUCACUAUUUUGAAGCAACCUACCCAGCACUGGGAUACUCUUAUAGUUCACAUGAUGGUUACGAAACUAGAUUCCACCACUCUUAGGAAAUGGGAGGAAUACAGGAAUACCUUGUCUGAACCGCCUACACUCGAAAUAUUUUGUACAUUUGUACGAAACAGAGCAGACCUGCUAGAAUCCUUGGAGGAAAAUAAUAAAAUGCACAAAGGACAAUGCCCUGACACGUCGAAAAAUAAAUCUUUCUUAAAUGUAUCCAGUGGUUCAGAUAAAGUUAAUACACGCAAAGAGAACUUAUGUCCUAUGUGUAAAUCUGAUCAUUUAUUAUAUCAUUGUGAUAAGUUUAGGGAGUUGUCCAUAGAAAACCGUAUUUCGAAGGCAAGAGAUUUGAAGGUACAAACAUAG